This is a messenger RNA of Euleptes europaea (tarantolino), 1797 nucleotides long. It is a transcript of the gene DNAI2, whose product is annotated as dynein axonemal intermediate chain 2. The record is from RefSeq and is a predicted model, not a curated record. Gene Ontology annotation, molecular function: dynein heavy chain binding; dynein light chain binding. Lineage: Eukaryota; Metazoa; Chordata; Lepidosauria; Squamata; Sphaerodactylidae. Gene Ontology annotation, biological process: outer dynein arm assembly; cilium movement. The coding region runs from base 1 to 1797 and encodes 598 amino acids. Gene Ontology annotation, cellular component: outer dynein arm. The transcript is spliced from 13 exons.
AUGGAGAUCGUCUAUGUUUAUGUGAAGAAGCGCAGUGAGUUCGGACGACAGUGCAACUUUUCUGACCGAGCAGCAGAGGUCAACGUGGAUAUUCUUCCAGAUGCAGUGCAAGCUAUGAAUUUUAUAGAAAAAGACCCUAUUGAUACUGCAGUGCAGUGUGCAUGUAACAUGUCAGAGCAUGAGGUUAACACAGAACGGUUUCAGAUGGAAACUCGGGGCAUUAACCACGUAGAAGGUGGCUGGCCUAAAGAUGUGAACCCCCUGGAAAUGGAACAGACAAUUCGCUUCCGGAAAAAAGUUGAAAAGGAUGAGAACUACAUUAAUGUCAUCACACAGCUUGGCAGCGUGAUGGAGCACUGCAUCAAACAGAACAAUGCCAUCAAUAUCUAUGAGGAGUACUUUGAGGAGGAGGAGGCAGCAGGGAUUACUGAUGAGCCUCCAUCAGCAAAAACUAUAAAUGUUUUCAGGGACCCAAACUUAGUGAAGAGAACAGCCACACAUCUUUCCUGGCAUCCUGACAGAAGUCGGAAACUGGCAGUAGCUUAUUCCAGCCUAGAGUUCCAGCGGAGUUCGAGAGACAUGAGCUAUGACUCCUAUAUAUGGGAUCUAGAAACCCCCAACAAACCAGAAAUGAUUAUCCGGCCCUCCUCACCUCUGGUCUGCUUGGAAUACAACCCCAAAGACUCGCAUAUCCUGAUUGGAGGAUGCUACAAUGGACAGAUUGCUUACUGGGACACCCGAAAGGGAGCUCUGCCUGUGGAGCUGACCGCGGUUGAACUUGGCCACCGGGAUCCUGUGUACAAUGUAAUCUGGCUGCAAUCAAAGACUGGAACUGAUUGUUUCUCUGGCUCCACUGAUGGUCAGGUCUUGUGGUGGGACAUUCGUAAACUCUCUGAGCCCACUGAGACAUUGGUAAUGGAUAUCAGCAGGAAAGGAAUCUUGGAAAAUGCUUUAGGAGCCAUUUCACUGGAGUAUGAGCCAACCAUGCCAACCAAAUUUAUGGUGGGGACAGAGCAAGGGGUGGUGAUUUCCGGCAACCGCAAAGCCAAGACUCCUGCGGAAAAAAUUGUCAGCACGUACAGUGGACACCAUGGCCCCAUAUAUGCCUUGUCUAGGAAUCCUUUCUACCCCAAGAAUUUUUUGACAGUUGGAGACUGGACUGCACGCAUCUGGUCAGAAGAGAGCAAAGAGUCAUCAAUCAUGUGGACCAAAUACCACAUGUCUUACCUCACAGAUGGGUGCUGGAGUACCACUCGGCCAGCUGUCUUCUUUACCACCAAGAUGGAUGGGACCCUUGAUGUUUGGGAUUUCCUCUUCAAACAGAAUAACCCUACCCUCAACCUGAAGGUCUGUGAUGACCCUCUCUUCAGUCUACGUUUGCAGGAUAAUGGCCGUUUUAUUGGCUGUGGUUCCAAGCUGGGCACGGUGACACUGUUGGAAGUUUCUUCGUGCCUGUGCACUUUGCAGCGGAAUGAGAAGAACCUGGCUUCAGCAAUGUUUGAGCGAGAGACAAAGCGAGAAAAGAUUCUGGAGGCCCGGCACCGUGAAAUGCGGCUCAAGGAGCGAACCAAAACGGAAGGCAAGGAGGAAGAGGUCAAGGAAGAAACAGAGGAAGAAAAGCCUGAGGAAAUCCUGGCCCGAGUCCGGAAAGAGUUCUUUGAUGUCAUUGAAAAUGAGCUCAAGCGCAGGGAACGAGGUCGAGCUAAAUCAGUGGCAGACCAGGAUCGGGAGCUUGAUGAUGAUGAUGAUGAUGAUGAUGAUGAAUUCCUUCCUAAGGAAAAGGAAGAAGAGGAGUGA